UAUCCUUUGUCCAGAUGUUCUCAAAGUACAAAUGGCGCUUAAUAUUCCCACAACACAGAAUCCCACUCUUCAUUUCCAUUCCAUUUCACCAUAACCUAAAUUCAAUUUCAUAAGCAUUGUCACCACCCUACAAUAAAUGAGCAACAAUGGAAGAAAAAUGAAGCGUAUCUUCGACGAAAUCUCCGACGACGAAUGGGACCACCAUUCAUUUCAGCCGUCGCGCGUUCUCAAAACGACGUCGCAUCGCCAAAAUCAUCAGAAACCGCCUUCUAUCGAAUCCUUUGCGUUUAAAAAGGAUAAGGAGUUCAUUAUCAGCAGUAGCGACGACGAUUGCGUCGAAAUUACUCCUCGGACGGCCGAGGUGGCGGAGGAGAAUCUAGAGGACGAUGACGUGGCGUUUGACGUGGAUGAUGAUUUUGAGGAAGUGGUGGUGAGACAGCCGUCGGUGAGUAAUCGUGGCCGUCGAUUUAUAGUUGAUGAGGAUGAUGAAGAUGGAGAGGGGGAGAGUGAUUUUGCUAAGGUGUAUGAGUUGGAAACAUCAGACGAAGAUUAUGAAGAGGGAGAGGGGAAAGGGAAAUUAGUUGAUGAUGUAGUCGGAAAAGCGUUGCAAAAGUGUGCGAAAAUAUCGGCUGAGCUUAAGAAAGAACUGUACGGCUCUGCGCUUACCUCGUGCGACCGGUAUGCGGAGGUUGAAGCUUCUUCAGUAAGGAUUGUCAAUCAGAGUGAUAUUGAUGCAGCAUGUGAAGUUGUGGAUUCAGAUUUCCAGCCUGUUCUCAAACCAUACCAGCUAGUGGGUGUGAACUUUCUUCUUUUGCUAAACCGGAAGGGCAUUGGAGGAGCCAUAUUGGCAGAUGAGAUGGGACUCGGGAAAACUAUUCAGGCAAUUACAUAUUUAAUGUUGCUGAAAUACAUGAAGGAUGACCCUGGCCCGCAUUUAGUUGUUUGUCCAGCCUCUGUUCUGGAAAAUUGGGAAAGAGAACUUAAAAAGUGGUGUCCAUCAUUUUCUGUGCUCCAGUAUCACGGUGCAACACGAGCUGCAUACUCAAAAGAGUUGAGCUCUUUGGCGAAAGCUGGAUUGCCACCUCCUUUCAAUGUGCUUCUUGUUUGUUAUUCACUCUUUGAACGACACAGUGCACAACAGAAAGAUGAUCGUAAAAUUCUCAAACGCUGGCAAUGGAGCUGUGUUCUAAUGGAUGAGGCUCAUGCUUUGAAGGAUAAGAACAGCUAUAGGUGGAAAAACCUGAUGUCUGUUGCAAGACAUGCAAAGCAGCGCUUGAUGCUAACAGGAACACCCCUACAGAAUGAUUUACAUGAAUUAUGGUCGUUAUUGGAAUUUAUGCUGCCUGAUCUUUUUGCUACUGAGGAUGUUGACUUGAAAAAGCUACUAAAUGGAGAAGACAGAAUUCUAGUUAGUCGUAUGAAGUCCAUUUUGGGACCAUUCAUCUUGAGGCGGUUAAAAUCAGAUGUCAUGCAGCAACUUGUUCCAAAGAUACAGCAGGUUGAGUAUGUUUUAAUGGAAAAACAUCAGGAAGUUGCUUAUAAAGAAGCAAUAGAGGAAUAUCGUACAGCUUCACGUGCUCGUAUGGCAAAGCUGAAAGAUGUAGACCUAAAUACUAUUUUUGGAAUUCUUCCUCAGCGGCAAAUCUCAAACUAUUUUGUUCAGUUCCGCAAGAUAGCUAAUCAUCCAUUAUUGGUGAGGCGAAUUUACAGCGACGAGGAUGUUGUUCGUUUUGCCAAAAAGUUACAUCCAAUUGGUGUAUUUGGGUUUGAAUGCACAUUGGAGAGGGUUAUUGACGAACUUAAGAACUACAGUGACUUUUCUAUUCACAAGCUUCUACUUAAUUAUGAUGAUAAAGGUACUCUUUCAGAAAAGCAUGUCAUGCUUUCAGCAAAAUGUCGGAUUCUAGAGAAGCUUCUUCCUAAACUGAAGAGGGAUGGACAUAAAGUUCUGAUUUUUAGUCAGUGGACCUCAAUGCUCGACAUCUUAGAAUGGACUUUAGAUGUAAUUGGACUGACAUAUAAAAGACUUGACGGAAGUACCCCAGUGGCAGAGAGACAGACCAUUGUUGACGCUUUCAACAACGACAUUUCUAUUUUUGCUUGCCUGCUGUCAACUAGAGCCGGAGGGCAGGGUUUGAACUUGACCGGUGCAGAUACCGUUGUUAUCCAUGAUAUGGAUUUCAAUCCACAGAUUGAUCGGCAGGCAGAAGAUCGAUGUCAUCGCAUUGGCCAAACUAAGCCAGUCACUAUAUACAGGCUGGUGACGAAGAGUACAGUUGACGAGAAUAUUUAUGAGAUUGCUAAACGGAAGCUUAUUUUAGAUGCUGCUGUUCUGGAGUCCGGAGUGGAGGUAGAUGAUGCCGGAAACACUUCGGAAAGGACAAUGGGAGAGAUAUUAUCGUCGCUUCUAAUGGGUUAAGAAUAUCUAGAGAUGUUAUAAUACAAAUUUGAUCGCCCCUUUAUUUUUGUAGCAUCAGCUGUUGUAUUAGAAUUAGGUGUAGUUUAGGCAGAAAGGGGGAAAGGAAAAAGAAACAAUCACAAGUCCAGAAAGAAAAAAAAUGGUCUUACUAUUAGUUGUAGCACUUAUGAUCAAUAAGACUUGAUUAAAUCAAAUACAGAUUCAGAGAGAUUAGAUAUGAUAUGAAUAUUUUAAAUUUUUCCAAAGAAAGACAAAUAGUGUAUUGUGAAUAUAUUGUUUAUCACUAUGUGAAACAGAAUUUGUGCUGGGGUUGAAGAA
Mercurialis annua (annual mercury) is the source of this 2737-nucleotide messenger RNA. Its product is annotated as protein CHROMATIN REMODELING 19. The transcript is spliced from 12 exons. NCBI's taxonomy places the organism in Eukaryota, Viridiplantae, Streptophyta, Magnoliopsida, Malpighiales, Euphorbiaceae. The coding region runs from base 137 to 2419 and encodes 760 amino acids. The record is from RefSeq and is a predicted model, not a curated record. Gene Ontology annotation, molecular function: DNA binding; ATP binding; ATP-dependent chromatin remodeler activity. Gene Ontology annotation, cellular component: nucleus.